Molecule: messenger RNA, 846 nt
Organism: Adineta steineri
Lineage: Eukaryota; Metazoa; Rotifera; Eurotatoria; Adinetida; Adinetidae
Source: the annotation of a GenBank genome assembly
AUGACACUCAAUUCAUCUACACCUGCUUGUUUUAAUCUAGAAGAAGAAUCGAUAUCUAAAGGAAAAUCUAUUGUUGUACCCAAAAUAACAAAUGAGAACGAAAAUAAAACAAAUAUAUUUAAUAAUAUUGUUCAACCGAUAAUUGCAGAAUUAAUCGGUACUACAUUUUUUAUUUUAAUUGGAUUAUUUGGUGCUUGUAAUGGUGAUAAUAAGAAUAGUUCAUUAACAGCUGGCUUUUCAUUCGGGUUUUCAUUAAUGAUUCUUAUUGCUAGUUUUGGUCAUAUGAGUGGUGGUCAUUUUAAUCCAGCUGUAACAGUUGGUGUACUCAUUUCAGGUGCAAUCGAUUUAAAGAAAGGUUUGCUUUAUAUACUUAUGCAAUUGAUUGGUGGGUCUAUGGCUGCUGGUAUAUUCCGACUUCUCUCACAUACAACUACAUAUCAACGUUGUCGUGGUGGUGCAACUUUUCUUGUCACAAUUCAAACUCCAAAAGAAAUGGGUGGAAUUAUUACAGAUCGUAUUAAUUGGUGGGAAGGUGUAUGUAUUGAAUUAUUACUAACAUUUAUUUUUGUUACUGUAAUUCUUAUGGUUUCAAUUAAUCAUAAAUCUAAAAGUAAUAUUGCAUCUAUUUAUAAUGGUAUUGCUUUAUGUGUUUGUAUUUUUGCAUCAAAUAAAUUAACCGGUGGUUCACUUAAUCCAGCUCGUAGUUUAGGGCCAGCUAUAUUUGCUAAUGUUUGGUCGCAUCAUUAUAUCUAUUGGAUAGGACCAUUGUUUGGUGCAAGUCUUGCUGGUGGUUUUUAUCGAUUUAUAUGGAGUAUCAAUGAUCAAAAUACAUUCGAUAAUAAAUAA